CUUGGGACAUUCAUGAACAGUAAAGCUAAACUGAUCAAACUUAAAGUUUGUGUGUUUUGCAUCCUCGGUGCUGAGCUUCACUUUUUGCAAGCAAAUUGAGGAGAGGAGGUGUACUAGCGAGCAAUGUAUUUCCCAACAGCAAGCCAAUGGGGUGUUGGUGGAGCAGUAAUAGAUAAGCUGCCUAGUGAUAGAAUUAAUAUAUUGUUCAUAAUGUUUGGCAGCCCUUUUUAAUGGCAUGUGUUUAUAGAUAGUUUGUAAAACAGCAAACUAACUCCCUUUUUCAUAAACAGCUCUCCUUUGUUUAGCUCCUUAUCAGGCUGGGUGACUUGCAACCCUAGGAAGGAGAAGAUAGAGGAAGAGCUUUAGAAUAAAGCUGCUUUCAGUAACCACCCUGUUCUAUGUAAGUCUGCAGUCUUACAAAGCAUGUGAUGAUGACAUUGUAGACCUGUUCAUUGACGAUCUGGGCUUCCUUAGGUAAUGCUUUAUGUUGCUGACUUAACCACUUUCCAGUUGAAUCUUAGGCCAGGUACAACAUUUGCUGUUGGAGGGGGAUUAAUUCUUGAAAUCCUGGAAGGACGCAACUAGAGACGUGCUUUCAAAUCCCCUACAAAUUGUCUUCCUUCUUUGCUAAGAGGUUAGUGAUUUUCUCUGGUCGAUGCGAAGAAGCAUAGGACACAACUGCGUGGAAAAAUCAUCUUUCUUCAGUGGUUUAAGAGUUCACGGCUUUGUCCUGUGGCAGCUCCUGUGGCGUUUGGAACACAGCAAGGUAUUUAAUGUUAUUUGAUGGUUUGUUUUUUGGGUCUAGAGCGUGAAUAGGGUGGCUGUUUGACCACAAAUGAUACUCCAGACUUGGAAAACCUACUUACAUUUCAUAAAAUACAGAUUCUCAAGCAGGUGUAAUGCCUGCCUCUGAUCUCCACCUUACAGUUCUUCAAGCAGUCUAAGGGAAGUAGUUCCUUUUUCUGCAGCAUAGAAUUUGCAAAUACGCUAUAGAAACUGUUUCUACUCUUGAAACAGUUUUAGAAUGGAAAAACAAGUAGGAAACCUGAAUGGAGGAAAACUGCAAGCAGUGAUACACAGACCAAAGUAGGCUGAUUCCAACAGUGUACAGAAGGGAACAAAUAAAACACGUGAAGCAUCAUUCUUUCCUGAUGCUGCUUCUCAGCUUCAGUGUACUACAGGGUUAGGGUUGCACCUGGAUCAUCCUGUCCAACAUGUGUCAAAAACCUUUUCCCUCUCAAUGUCUAAUCCUGUGAAUCUAUUUACCUUGUUGAUUUCCAGAGCCUUCUGCAGUAACACAUUGUACUUUUGUAUCUUGUGUUAUAUGGGUAAAAGAUUCAUUUAAUAUUAAAUUUACUGUCAACUUAAUUGGAUGUUGCUAGUUUUUGACUUAAGACUAAGUGAAAAAAGUCUCCAUUUUGUGCCACUCAGGUUUUCUGCACCUCUUUUUUGACAUCUCUCCUGCCCUUUUGGUCCUUCCACUCACUUUUUUUUUUUUUUUUUCCCCUGAAGAAUCUUAUUCCAACUUUUUGCUUUGUUUUUCAGUGCAAGCUGUUCCUUAUGCCCUGGUUAUACUUGUUACCUUCCUGGGCAAGUAGCUGGGCUGUUAUAUUCUUAAGGUGCUUUCUGAUUCAAAUUCAACGAUACUCCGAAAGCGAUGGCUUACGUUCAGUUCUGAUUUAGGAAAUUUACAGUGGUAAAGAUGAGUUCUCAUGUUGGGUUUGGUCUGACUCUUUACCAAUGUAUACCACCUUUCUGGGUCUAAACAUGCUGGCUCCAAGAUGCUGAUACAUCAGGGGUUCUAAAAUGGCAUAAACAACAUUCUCUGUUGUGCUCUUGGUUAAUUUCCUAAUAACUUUUCUGAUUACGCCAAGGCUUUCUUCCUGCGUAGUAACAACUCUGACUGUACAUGUCGGACUGGUUGCAUUUUCCUUGUGUGAUACUUUGCACUUGCUGUCAUAGAAGAAUAUUUGGUAUUUUGGUGUAUAUCUGGUCUCUUUCAUGAUGCACUCCUCCAACUUAGCACAGACAACUUUUUGACAAUCAAAGGUGGUUUUCUAUUUGUGGGCAGACUAUUUGCUCCUUAUCUAGGCUUUUUUGCAUUCAUUCAUGACUACGUUCAAUAGCAAAUGUCCCAGGUCAGAUGCUGCUGUGCCAUUGUCUACUUGCAAUGGUGAAAAUUUGAAAAACCCAGAAAGUAGCCAAAACUCACAAGUGCUGAUAUUAUUUCCUAGAUUUUAUUCAAUUGACUGAGAUUGAACUUUCUUCUUAUCUCAAUUUAGAGCCUCUGAUGACAAGUCUUGAUGUACCUUCCAAAAAUUGAAGUACUUUGUGUUGAUCAGAUUACCUUUACCUUUACUCUUGCAGACUUUUUCACAAACUGUGUCUGCAAAUCCCUGUAAAGGCCAAGCUAUCUCUCUCUCUUACUCCCAUAUAUUUUCAGUUGGUCUACUGAAUUUUUGAAUUUGACUUAAAAAUGAGUUCUAGGUCUUCUGCAAUGUUUCUGAAGAGCUGUUUUUAAAUAGAUUUCAUUUUAGCAGUUCCUUGUUUGUUUUUUUUUUUUUUUUUUUUUUUUUUUUUGUUUGUUUUCAACAACAAAAAAAAAAAGCCCACCAUCUGUGCUGCACUUGAAUACCCGUUCAAAUAGUCCAUUUGGUGAACUAUGCCAUGGGAGUAGAAUGCUGUACCCACCAGGUGUAAUUACAGUUUUAUCUCAUCCACAUAUCCUUUUUUUUUCCCCUCUGAAAUUUCUCCCAGGACCCUUUGGGGCAGAAAAGCUUCAUUCAUCCACGGUCACAUACCCAUCUUUGGCCAUGAGCUGCCCUGAGUCUCAAAAGACAGGGAAGAAUGCUGGUUCCCCUCCAAAACAAGUUAUCUUCAAAAAAAGCAGCCGUGACAAAGCUCUGACCAUCUACCUGGGAAAGCGUGACUUUGUUGACAACAUGGGGACUGUGGAACCUGUAGAUGGUGUUGUAUUGAUAGAUCCUACAAUGCUCAAGGGGAAACAAGUGUACGUGACCCUGACCUGUGCUUUCCGGUAUGGCCAGGAAGACAUUGAUAUCAUUGGCCUCACCUUCCGACGGGACCUGUACUUCUCUAGGGUCCAGCUGUACCCAACCACUGACAAGCCAGACUCUCUCACCCACUUGCAGGAAUCUCUGUUAAAGAAGCUGGGGAAAAACGCCUAUCCCUUUUUCUUUACAUUCCCAGAUUACCUGCCUUGUUCAGUCUGUUUGCAGCCUGCACCUCGUGAUGUCGAUAAGAGCUGUGGGGUGGACUUUGAGGUGAAAGCUUUCUCAACAGAGAAUGUGGAAGAGAGAAUUCAUAAGAGGAACUCUGCACGCCUAUUGAUCCGAAAGGUGCAAUAUGCUCCAGAACAGCCAGGACCCCAACCUUGUGCAGAGACCACGUGGCAAUUCUUCAUGUCCAACAAGCCGUUACACUUGAAAGCUUGCCUCAGUAAAGAGGUGUACUACCAUGGCGAGCCCAUUCCAGUCACUAUCACAGUCACCAACAGCACAGAGAAAACCGUGAAGAAGAUCAAAGUCACGGUGGAGCAGGUUGCCAACGUGGUUUUGUACUCCAGUGACUACUAUACAAAAGUGGUGGCUUCUGAGGAAGCACAGGAGAAGGUGCAGCCAAACAGCAGCCUGACCAAGACACUGACAGUUUUGCCCUUGCUAGCAAAUAACCGGCAGACCCGGGAAAUAGCCCUGGAUGGAAAGCUAAAGGAUGAGGACACCAACUUGGCUUCUAGUACCAUUAUUAAGGAUGGAAUAGACAAGACAGUGAUGGGGAUUCUCGUUUCCUACAAGGUCCGAGUGAAGCUCACUGUUUCAGGUAUGCUGGGAGACUUCACCUCCAGUGAGGUGGGCACAGAGCUGCCGUUCCGUCUCAUGCACCCUAAACCUGAGGAAAAGAACCCAGCAGGGAAGGAUGGUGAUGCAGAGAUGGUAUUUGAGGAGUUUGCUCGUCAACAGCUAAAAGAUAUGCCUGAUGAUGAAGAAAACAAGAACGUUUCCUCAACUGAUGAGUGAUGAAAACAGCAAGCUGCUAGAGAAGCUGUAUAGUCUAGCAUCGUUUAGAAAUUUAGGACCUAGGUUCCUGGUAAACUGCAUGUUCUGAGUGCAUACAUUGUCUUUCAAGGAUCAAUAGACGUAAAACCAUGAAUCUCUGUUGCUUACUAAAAGUUUUAGCUCCAUAAAAGUGUAGCAAACUCAACACUUCGUGCUUACGCUAGUUACCAGAGGAGGGCGGGAAGGCUGCUCUGCCGUGACAUCUGCUUCAGUGGCACCUAACAAAAUGGUGGUUAUUUUCACCACUGGUGAGGUCUUAAACGAUGGCUUGUGCAGCCUGCUUACACUUAGCUGGGGUCACGGAGUCUCUGCUUUUUAAAUGCUAGCGAGCUAUGUUCUAGUUUGAAUGGCUGGCUUGCUGCCUUUGACUUGAAGUUCCUCAGUGGACUGUGCAAAAUUGAUUUUAUUUCCUUUUGUUUGCUUUUGCAUUUUUCCUUUAUCAAAUUCAUCUAGUUAAUAUUUUUAGUGCUUGCACUGUCCUCAUGUAUUGCUCAUAUCCAUUUGCUCUAGCAUUAAAUGUCUUGCAGGUCAUCUUUCACAGCAGCUGUAACGCUGAGAUACUAUGUUAGCUUUUUCUCAAUAUAAUAGUUAUGUUAUUAAAGAUCAGGGAAAUGUGCAUUGUACAUGAAUUUCUUAACAAAGAUCCCUAUAUACAACCCCAAACAGAGAACUGGUAGUCUAGGCUAAUGCUAUAUAUAAUCUAGUUUCCCAUAUGCAACAGUACUUCAGAAGAGGGUACAAUAAAAUUAAGGAGGAAAUCACAGGGCAGCCUGCCCUGAGGAGGCUUUCCCUGCAUCUAUCUGCCAGAGAUCAGUUUGUGCUCUAAGAAAUGAGAUUGUACUCUGCAAACAUUGGUGUCUCUUGUUGAUCUGGAUAUUCUCAUUGUCUGUGUAAAAGUCUAAUCCUUUCCGAAGUCUCAUGUAGACCUUUGCUGAAGUGAGUUGCAUCAGCUAAUUACAUGUUGUGUGUAAAAAGA
Messenger RNA from Anas platyrhynchos (mallard), 5052 nucleotides. RefSeq names its product S-antigen visual arrestin (gene SAG). Gene Ontology annotation, biological process: signal transduction; G protein-coupled receptor internalization. Gene Ontology annotation, cellular component: photoreceptor outer segment; photoreceptor inner segment. The record is from RefSeq and is a predicted model, not a curated record. Lineage: Eukaryota; Metazoa; Chordata; Aves; Anseriformes; Anatidae. Gene Ontology annotation, molecular function: G protein-coupled receptor binding.